CCUCGUCUCUUCUGCUCUCUGCUCUAUCCUCCAUCUCUCCCUCUCGCUCGUGAGUCAGUUGGGAGGGACACGCCGAAGGAGGCGAGACGGAUGUCGUCGUACUUCGACUUCGACGACGACAGCAGCCAGCAGUCGGGCAACUCCACCUGCUCUAAGUUUGCCACUUGCGAGUCAUGUGUCGACUACUUCGGUCAGGGCGAUGUAGGAUGCCUCUGGUGCAACGUGCCAAAGGACGAAUCGCGCAGCGUUGUCGGGGGUGGGCUGUGCGUGCCUCGCUUUGGAGCUCAGGACAGCUGUGAGUUCGGAGAGCUGCAGGCAACCUGUCAGGAGGGGGCCGGCUGGUACGUGCUGGUCCUGACGCUCUCGGCCCUGCUGUGCUGCUGCUGCUUCCUCACGAUGGCGAGGAAGUUCGUGGCGAUGUGGCACGAGAGGUGGUGGCUCGCCUCCGGGGGUGAUCUUGCGGUGCCCCUGCUCGACGACGACGGCGAGGAACAGCAGCACGAGGUUAUCUUUCGAAGCAGUCUCACGGACUCUGCGGGUAACGCUUCCUGGCGAUGCCCCGUCUGCGGGUUCGACAACAGGCCCCACUGCAAGCACUGCGACCUGUGCGGCAUGAGCUCGGAGUUUGCGGAGGCGUAUUGGAAAGACAAGGAAACUUCGAGGCCCAAGGGCGGUGCGACUGUAUCGAAGCCGUCCGAAACGAGCGUAGAAGAGGGCAAGGUCGGGGAAGGCGGGGACGCGAGGCCACCGUACUCGACACCGGACAGCGGUAGCGGCGCCGGAGAGGAAGACGGGGGCAGCGGGUGCGGUGAGCUUGGCGACGCAGCACGAGGUAGCGAUAGCACGGAGGUAACCGAGAUGUCCGCGGCCGGACAGGGAGGGGACAGGGAGGGGAUAGGAAAAGAGACGGAUGGAGGCGAUGCCGAGGAGAGCGAGGUCGCGAACGAACCCGAGGCUGCCGCGCCGCCGCCGCUGCUGCUGCAGGCGGGGACGGGGUUGAUGCCGGGGGGCAGCAACGACGACGGCGCUACUGCACCAGACGACGACGACGGCGGCGACGAUGGCUACAUCGUCGGUGGCGGCGUUGGCGGGGACGGUUACGGCUCGGCGCGCCGCGUAGGUGCCUCCCUCGGGGGAGAGACGAAGGACGGGGAAAAGCCCCGCGCAGCGCCGUUCCGCACGGUGCGGCGCCUCGGGCCCUUGACAGAGCGGCAAAAGAGGCGCAUAUGGCAGCGCGUGAUCGGCCCCGACGGAAAGAUGCGCUGGCUGCAGAGCUUAGAAAGCCCCGCCACGCUGGCCGCCGCCGCCGCCGCCACCGCCGCCGCUUCCGCUUCCGCCGCCUCCGGCAACCCCCCCGGCUACCAGCCGCCGUCGAUCACGCCUCCUCCGAAUGCUUCCUCUACCGCCGUCGCCGCUGCUGGCGACGGCGACAACGGGGCGAGGCGAGGCCGUACCGGGGCCAGAGGCGUGUCCGCCGCUGCUGCCGCCGCCGCAGCCAACGCGUCCGCCGUCCUCCGGUACUGGACCUCGCGAUCACGAGAACGGCUGGCCGAGGAAGGGGGAGCAGGGCCGGAGGAAGACUCGGCGACCGAGCCGCUUCUCCAGGACCAGCAAGAGCAGCAGGCGGGGGCGGGGGCGGGGGCGGGGGCGGCGGCGGCGGCGGCGGUGGCAGAAGAGGCCAGAGAAGAGGGGGAGUCGUCGCUGUCAGCCGCGGAGAGAGGGGAGUCAUCGUUAUGGUCGUCGCCGCAAUCGCACGGUGACGAGCGAGGCGCGAAGCGGGAGCGCGAAGGGUCCGACACCAGAAGCGAUGAUGGAUCCUGGGCGCGUCUAUCGUCGGCCGGGAGCGACGACGGCGGGGGGGCGGGGCGCCCGGACGGCAGCAGGAGCGUCGGCGACAGCCGAAUCCGCAGCCGCAGCCGCAGCAAAGACAAGGGCAAGGAGUUGCCGGCUGCUGUGAAGACAGCGUCGGCGGCGAGGGAAGCGGUGACUCUGACCCGACGUGACUCGUUCGGGGACGAGAUCAUGUUGACCAAGUGCCCUGGUUUCUACGCCACGUGCACGGCAGUCGCACACGGGUUGACCACAGACCAAGGUUUUGUCGGGGCUUUGUAUGUCCGCGGUGUUGCGGCACACCCGCUGCCGCCCUCGGCAACGCGAAGAGGCCAGCUUGCCGGAGAGGGAGCGGCAACCCCGUCAUCGCUACCUCCCGGCGGCGGCAACGGCGCAAGCCGAGGGCGGAACGGUUCCGCGGGCGCCACAGCCGGCGCUGCGGGUGCGGGGGCGUUAGGGUUCGGGCUCGGUACCGGGCCGGCUGCGAGGCUUGGGGCGGCGUACGGGAACGGGGGGUGGGCGGAGGGGACGGCGCGUCGGCGGGAGGCGAGGAGGGAGGAGGCGGCGAGCGAGGAGUGGAUCGCCUCGACGCGGAAGCAGGUAGCGAAGCUCUGCGAGGUGGCGUCCAAGCCGUUCUGGCAGAAGCACAGCUGGUUCUUGGACCAGCUUAAGCUUUUGCAGGUACCGCACGGGGGCGGUAUGGAAGCGAUGCGAAUAGAGGUGAACAGAAAGAACCUCCUGGAGGACUCUUUCGCGCAGGUGUCUGCCAUGAACGCCGGGGAGCUUCGGCGAUGGCUGAGGGUACAGUUCGUAGGCGAGCCAGGUGUUGACGCCGGCGGUCUGGAGCGGGAGUGGUUCAUGCUCGUGUGCAGCGCCCUCUUCGACCCCUCGACGGGCCUGUUCACUCCCCAGCCCGGCAACGGGGCCUUCGCGAUAAACCCCUCUAGCGGGGUGGCGAACGAGAUGCACCUGGAGUACUUCCGCUUCACGGGAAGGGUGCUCGGCAAGCUCCUAAUGGAGCACAGCGUGGCACCGUACCACCUGUCGCUUCCCAUUCUCAAGCACAUGCUCGGCCUGCCGGUGGCGUUCUCGGACCUGGAGUUUGCCGACGCUGAGCUUUACCGGAACCUCCAGUGGCUCAGAGCCAACUCCGGGGCGGAGUCUCUGGGUCUAGACUUCACGGUGACGCUAGAGAGCUUCGGGGUGAAGGAGGUGGCGGAGCUCUUGCCUGGAGGAAAAGACAUAACCGUCACCGACGGCAACAAGGAGGAAUACCUGAGGCUCCGACUCAAGCACCGGGUGCUGGACGGCACUCACAGCCAGCUGUGGCACCUGAUGCGAGGGAUGUACGAUGUGAUCCCCUCGCACCUCAUCUCGGUCUUCGACUACCAGGAGCUGGAGUUGCUGUUGUGCGGUAUUCCGGAGAUCGACGUGUCGGAAUGGAAGCGGUGUUCUCGCUACCUCGGGGACUACAGAAGGGCAGGAGAGAAUCACGUUGUCAUCAAGUGGUUUUGGGAGGUGGUGGAGGCGUUUUCCGAGGACGAGAAGGCGCGACUGCUGCAGUUCUGCACGGGGAGCAGCCGGCUCCCCGCCCAUGGCUUCAAGGCCUUGCAGAGCAAUGACGGGAGCUUCCGGGCGUUCUCGCUCCAGUCCAUCACGAAGAGGGACAGCGCCUUUCCCCGGGCGCACACGUGCUUCAACAAGCUCGACCUGCCCACCUACGAGAGCAAGAAGGAGCUGGAGGAGUGCCUGGGGCUGUGCAUCUGCUUCGAGCUCACCGGGUUCACCAUCGACUAGAUUAUAUAGUUUGUGGUGCUGGCGGACUUUUGUCGUGCCGCCCCUUUUGUUUGCUUUGCUUUG
This is a messenger RNA of Ectocarpus sp. CCAP 1310/34, 3690 nucleotides long. The record is from the annotation of a GenBank genome assembly. Lineage: Eukaryota; Phaeophyceae; Ectocarpales; Ectocarpaceae.